AAAACAAAACAAAAAGAAUCGGCCAAGCCCCCACCAUUACGUACUUACAAAUGAUGGAGCUUAAUGGAGGGUGAAGUCACAUGGCGCGGUCAAGCCCCAUAAUAAGACAUGGUCUAUGAGGAGUGCGUAUAUUGUACAACCGGCUGUACUAGAAAUAAGAGCCGAUGAAGUCGCAGCCGCUUCACAAUUUCUCUCUGCCGCUGGCCCAUUUGAAGUGGGGCCACAAGGCCCACCAUGCGUCCUCCUCCAACCACCGCUUCCGCCGCCGGAACUCUCCCGUGUCCGCCGCCGCCGAUACACAUACACAGGCUAACGUCUUCCGCCGUCGCUCUCCUCCGUCCCACUCUGAUGGCGGUUCAGACUCGGAGGCUCGCCCUAAGCUUCCUCCGCGCGGAUCGCCGUCAGAUUCCCCGUUCUCUCCUUGUUCUUCCGCGAAAACGAAACGGACGCCGUGCGAAGAAGAGGAAGGAGGGCGGCGGUUGAAGCAGCGGCGCGUGGAAAACGGCGCCUCCUUGCUCCGGGAGGAAGGAGAGGCGAAGGUGUGGAAUCUGAGGGGGAGAAGGGCGAGGGGGACUUCGCCGGAUAGGAAAGUUGAAAUGCUGGAAACCAAUUGCUGGGUUGAGAAGCAUAGCAGCCAUUUGCCGCCCAAGUCUCAGAGGCUCAGAGGGAUUGUGGAAGGAGGGCAAGAAAAGAAGGAGAAGAAGAGGAAGUUCUGGAUCUCACUUUCUAGAGAGGAGAUUGAGGAAGAUGUGUAUGCAUUGACUGGGUCUCGGCCUGCUCGGCGACCCAGAAGACGGCCCAAAGCCGUUCAAAAGCUCGUAGAUAAUCUCUUCCCUGGAUUGUAUUUGGUUGGACUCACAGUUUGUUCGUAUCGAGUUCAAGAGUCUCUGUGACAGAUGUUGUAUGGUUGAGCCAGCUGAACUCUUCAUGCUUAGAACUUAGGUAGUGCUCUAGUUUGUUGGGAACCAGGGAGAUAAUGAACUUGACAAUUAGCUGCAACAAUGCCUCAAUUGGAGGUAUAAAGAACCGAGUUGUGUAAAAGGAAAGGGUUUGGCCAUAUUUGGAAUAUAUGUUUAGUCUUUAUAUUUAGUAGUAGUUCCUAUGUCUAAUUUUUGGGCACUUGAUAUGAAGAUUGAUGGCUAGGUUUUGUAUAUGUUGGUAGAUUGAAAUAUGUUCAAGACAGGAAAAAAACAUUUACUGGCUUCCAGACUCUGUUUGGAGGCAUCACUCAUAUUUAGUAUGGAUACUAAAACCAGUUGGUUGGAGUGGCUUUUACCUGAUUUAGCAGAGCCCACCCACAAUAUAUCUUUGCCAAGUACAGCACGGGGCAAAGAGUAAUUCAAAAAACUACAAGAGAUGUAUAUGAGUCGAUCUUCAAACUAUUCCUAUGUUGAUUUUGUAAUCUUCAGUUUCACUCCAAUUAAAGUAGUGAUUAUCACUUUCAUCCUUUUCAUAUCUUUGGCGGAGCUCAGUAUAAAUUGCACUGAUCUACGAACAAUAAUGGGGGCGGUUCUGAGAUCCGUUUUGAGCAAAGCUAAUCAUCCAGAGCGAUUGGGGUUCCAAUAAUCUGUUAGCUACUCUCCCCACUCUUCAAAGACUUGGACGACUUAUCAAGCUGAAUUCGCAUUGUUGUCUCACACUAAUCGCACGGUAGAAAUAAAAGAUCUCCAUGUUGGCGCAUAAAAGUGUGAGAAUGUUCACAUUUUACAUGUGGACCUUUAAAAUCAUGGAAUCACAACUCUUUCCAUUAACUGCUAGAAGCCCACCUGCAAGAGAUUUUCUUCAUGAAGUACUAGUUUUCUCUAUUUUUUCAAGCCAAAAUUUUCAAAAACUUUAGAGUUUAGGACAUUGGAUUUCUGAAAGAAGUUUAAGGUGUGUUGUGAACAUAAGGCCGCUUUAUUCUUCAUAAACUUACUUCACGUUUUCAUUUAAUACUUAUUACGCUCUUUUCUUAAGUUUGUUUAUUUUCAGAUUCAAUGUAUCAUAUCAUUAUGCGAAACAGAGAUUCUAUGUUCGUGAUAGAAAAACAAUUGAAUAUCAAUGAACAGACAUUGAUGAUGGGUCACCUUAUUGCUUGAUGGCCUCCCCCAUCGGCUUGGCACUACCCUCUGCCAAUCAUAUAUGUAUGCUCCUCCCCUUUGGAUUCCAGUAGUGUCAAAUAUCCUAGGUCCUGUCUGUUGCAAUAGUAGACAAUCAUUUGUCUACAAUCAUCAACAUUGCAAAAAAAGCUUGUCCCAUCUUUCAUUUUUACACUUGUGGUAGAUAAACCCUGCCAACACAUCAAGAUAUUCGUCUCCCCCAAGCUUAUGUCCAUAAUGAACAUGAUGUAGUGGACACUCUCGCCCAUAGCAUUUCCAUCACAGGCACUACGAUGAUUGUAUGCUCUUCAAAGUGGCCACCUUCGGCUUAAAACAUUAUAUUAUUGUCGGGUGAUGAUUCAUUACAUAUUCUGCUGUACUCAUUUUAAACACAAAGAGCCAUUUAUGAUUCAUGGUCUAUUAUGACAAAACCACCCAUUAGUAUGCCAUUGCAUUGUCCUCCUUACCCUUAAACCCAAGUCAUGGUUAAGAGAACAAUAUAAUAGUAUAUACCAAAUGGUGGUAUUGUCAGAACCAAAAAUUGAAUAAAAAAUGGCCCUUUGCGUUUAAAGAAGGGGAUGCAACAGAGUAGGUAACGAAUCAUCCUCCGACAAGCAUAGAAUGUUUUAAGCCGGAGGAGGUGGUCACAUUGAAGAGCAUACAACCAUUGUGGUGUCCAUGAUGGAACUGCUUUUGGUGUAACUGUCCGCUACAUCAUGUUCGUUGUACGUGGACAUAUGGUCGCGUGGAGAUGUUUAUCGUGGUGUGCAACAUGUUUUAUCUGCUACUAGGUCAGAACUGAACAAUGAGACAAGUUAUUUUAUCUUAAGAAUAUAGCAAUGUUAUUAGAAUCGGACCGGACCGGCUGGUCCAAUCGGUCGGACCGUGAACCGGUUAGCACUUCGGUUCUCUUCAAUUGUAAAAACUAGAUAUGCAUUGACCCGCCCAAACCCGGUAGACCCGGCAGAAUAGGUGGACCGGGUUGACCUAACCGGCCCAAGGUUGGGUUCAAAAUUAAAGUUUUUGUUUGUCU
Messenger RNA from Cuscuta campestris, 3111 nucleotides. Lineage: Eukaryota; Viridiplantae; Streptophyta; Magnoliopsida; Solanales; Convolvulaceae. The record is from the annotation of a GenBank genome assembly.